UCCUCGGCGGCUCUGCCCGGUGCGUGCGGUCCCGCUCCCCGCGGACGGCAGCGCAGCGCCCGCGCCCCGUCGGGCUGCGGGCGGGCGGCGGGGUGAGCCGCCGCUCCGCUCCGCUCCGUGCCGUGCCGUGCCGUGCCCAGCCGUGCCCCCUGCCCUCGCCAUGCCCAGAGCCUUCCUGGUGAAGCGUCGGAGCCCGCAGCCGGCGGUGCGCAGCUGGGAUGGGCUGCCCGACGAGGAGAGAGCCGACACCUACAUCCCAGGCGGGAUCGGCUGCGUGCUGCUGGGCUACGAGGACAGCUGCAGCCUGGAGAGCAGCGGGAGCAGCGGGACCCGGGACGCGGAGCCCAGCGACCCCCCGACGCCCCAGCCCGCCCCCGGCGACUUGGGCACGGCCGGGGGGAUGCUGCUGGACCUGGCCGUCAAGCGCCCCGUGGUCAGGUCGAAAAUCAAGUUCACCACCGGCACUUGUAACGAUGCUACGAUGCAUAGCUGCGAGCUGUGUGGCAAAGGCUUUCGCUUGCAGCGGAUGCUCAACCGUCACAUCAAGUGUCACAGCCAGGUGAAAAGACACUUGUGCACCUUCUGCGGAAAAGGCUUCAAUGACACCUUCGAUCUGAAAAGACACGUCCGGACCCAUACUGGAAUUCGUCCUUACAAAUGUGAGGUUUGCAACAAAGCCUUCACCCAGCGCUGUUCCCUGGAGUCCCACCUUAAGAAGAUUCACGGCGUGCAGCAGCAAUACGCCUACAAACAAAGGCGAGAUAAACUUUACGUGUGCGAAGACUGCGGCUACACGGGCCCCACGCAGGAGGACCUGUACCUGCACGUUAGUAACGUUCACCCCGGAAGUGCUUUCCUGAAAAAAACCUCAAAAAAACUUGCAGCAGUUUUGCAAAACAAACUGAGCCCUGUCCUGCAGAGGAACUCCAAAGAUGACGACAAAGAUGAGUAACACAGUGGAUUACAGUGGUCUAAAGGAAUGAAGUUUACAUGUAGGACUAUAUAUAUAUUAUUUUUUUAAAAACAAUUUUGAAAGAAACCCCUGAAAUAAAAAGGAUGCUUUUGUUAACAGGACUCUCUUGAUGUUGGCAGAACCUCAUCUUGAAAGAACUAUUCCCAUAUACGAUGCAAACAUCAGACUUUUUUAUCUGGCCAAAAAAAAAAAAAAAAAGGAAAGUUUGGAAGAGGCUGUCACCUCUUGGAUGGAGCAUUUAACUGAACUGACAAUUCAGGCAACCUGUUUUCUAUUUCAGCUCUACCACACAUCCGAGUGCCCACUGACAAAUAAGUUCAUAUUUCCUCAGUGUAUUUUGUAAAGCUAAUAACAGUUACCACCCGUAAAAAUUAUUACUUUUGAGAGGUUUGGGUGAAAAGUGUCUUGUAUGCGCAGCUACUAGAACAUUGUUCCAUGCAAAAUGAAUUAAAAUGGUCUUAAGAAUAGAAGUACCCUUUAUCAGUAAAUAAGAUAAAAUGUGCAAGUGCAAAUAUCCUUAACUCUGCUCCUCUGUGCAGUAAACUAAUUAUUUAUGGAAGCAUGAUCCAAGGUGAGCUGAAACUUUUUUUGAAAGGAUGCAAAACUUUUUCCUCCCAAACUUUCUCUACUAGCGAAUGGCAUUAUUCCAGGGCAGACUUAUGGUCAUGUUUUAGGUACUUUAAGCUGUGAACUUAUUUUAUCAUGUUUAGAUUUAAGUGUAACCUUAAUUCUGAUGUUCCUGGACUUGUCAUGCUCACUUUGGGGAUUAUUACCACAUGCUUUUAACAUACACCAAUAUCAACCCUGAAACCCAAGGAAAAUACUUUAAUGACUUGAAGAUAUGUAUUUUUCUGUCAUGAUGAAAUGCAAUUUUGUGUGUAUUUUAUGGUGUGUGCGUGUGUGUGUGUUCAUUUUGGGUUGUUUUUUUUUUUCUUUUUAAUCAUCAACUGCCUGUUCGCUAAUACAACAGAGCAGUGCAACGCAGUGAAGAGGGAGACUUAGCCUGUCCCUGCCUCAUGAGAUCAGUGCAAAACUGUAGGCACAAAUCUGGCCUCCUACCUGUAACCACUGUCAGUUUAGAAAGCUCCUACCGAGGCUGAUGCCACAAGGGAAGGAGGCGGCGAUGAUGGUGAGGGACAGGUACUACAUCUCUGUGCAUUUAGGACUGCCCCAUAAUCCCACUCCAGCUCCUGUUGACCCAGGACAACCAAGAGGGACAAGCCUAUAGGGAUACUUGAGUGUGACGUUAGGGACUUAAAAACCAGAGGAGAGGGAUGCCCAUGGAACUCAUGUUGCUGAAACUGCCUGACACUUUAAGACUUCAGAAGCUGCUGCAGCCCUUACGGGGCACUUCAGUGUCUGUACUAGGAGUGACGGGGUGGGGUGGUAACUUCCUCGGCAACCGUGAGUUACUCUGGUCCAAGCACACGUUUUUCAUCUGUCUCUUAAUGGACACAGCCGCUGAACAGGUUUUACAUCAAUUUCAAUGCAUAACAAUUAAUGGAUUUCAUUUGUAAAUUCCAAAAAUUCGUAUCAUGCUCAAAAUAAAGCUGUACACUUGGGGAGAAUGCACUGUAUUCUAUAUACAUUGAACCAACAGCUGAAAAGUAACCCACCUAAAAUACACAGUCAUAGCCAGGACCUUCAUAAUCAUUACUACUCAAAUGAUAGAUUCUGAGCGUCUCUGCAAGAAUUGUAAAAAUCUUAUCAAUUCGCCUCAGUUUUGUACAGGCAUUUGCUUUUUUUUUUUUUAAUGUGUGGGGAAAAGCUUUUAGGGGUUUUAAAGCAUUUAUAAUUAUAUUAAUACUUUAUUUAGCACAACUGUUGGUGCUUGGGACCUUGAAAACAAGGAUAAUAAAGUGAUGCUACUGCGUAAAGAACAAACUUGUCAUCCUGUGUAACGGGAAAGUUCACGGAAUACUUGGAUAGGAAGUCCAUGGAAAAAAAAGCAUCUGAGAUAAAUUAGAAGAUCCUUGCUUUACAAAAAGAGCUAAAGCCUAUGCACUGAUCCCCAGUUCUUCUGAGAUCAUGCCAUUAUAACAAUAGUAUAAAUGGAAGGAUGCUCACUCCGAGCGAAGCUUGCAUGCUUGCAAUUGUAUCAACAAGACUGCCUGGCUAAGAAAAGCGUUAACAGCCAGUUCAGCCAACUGUGCUGGCGACACUCCCCAGUAAACUGCUCAGUGAGGUCUCGGUCAGGAAACUUAACUGUUGAGUUCAGCUCCUAGGUGGAGUUCAGUGGAGUCCACCUGAGCAGUGACUAGCGUUCACCUGCCUGCGAAGGACUCGUGCACUUAGCUCUGCUGAAACCUCAGCCCUUACAUGGGAACAGU
This is a messenger RNA of Grus americana (Whooping crane), 3303 nucleotides long. It is a transcript of the gene OVOL2, whose product is annotated as ovo like zinc finger 2. Gene Ontology annotation, molecular function: DNA-binding transcription factor activity, RNA polymerase II-specific; RNA polymerase II cis-regulatory region sequence-specific DNA binding. Gene Ontology annotation, biological process: epidermal cell differentiation; regulation of transcription by RNA polymerase II. Bases 161 to 952 code for a protein of 263 amino acids. The record is from RefSeq and is a predicted model, not a curated record. Gene Ontology annotation, cellular component: nucleus. Lineage: Eukaryota; Metazoa; Chordata; Aves; Gruiformes; Gruidae. The transcript has 4 exons.